AGCAGUUGUAGAACGACACGACAGUAGGUAUAUUUUAGUAGUGAGUAGUCGUCACAAGUCACACCCAGUGAUAGUACGAACGAUAAACAUAUUAUUAUUAUUUAUAUUCAUAUAGUAAUAUAAUUAUUAUAAAAUAUAUAAUAUAAUAUUUCAUAGUACUAUUAUAAUAAUAUUGUAAUACAGUGAUGUCGCGUACAAAAACGAAGUACAAACAAUAUUGCGAGUCCGGACUCUGAACACCUGAUCCGCCGUAAAUCGAUAGACGAGAUACCGUCACCGCCACCGCCGCCGCCGUCGUAUCGAUUACGUCGAUGCCAAUUUUAUAUUUUUUAACAACAGUCGCGUGAACCGUCCGGCGUCGCGGUCCGACUUGGCAUGCACGACAUCGAGUAGUGUUGUUUGCUAUUUAAACGUACCGGGACAACAUUCCCGGCGGAUCCGUUUUGGCAGCAGGUGAAAUCGACGAAGUCGUGUUUUUGAGAUUCUAUUCUUGAAUUGUAAAAGUAGGUAGCCAAAUAAUGAUUAACGAGUUUCAAAAUUCUGUAUUUAUUUAAUACAUACAAUUACCAUGGACAACUUAGCAGAUAAGCAAAUUAUAACUGCCAGAGCAUUAUUUAAUCUUGCUCACUCUUAUUUGAAAACUACAAACAUUAAUGAUGAACAAGAAAAUAAAAACGAGGACAAUGAAAAAGAAAAAAUAAUAAAAAACAAUAUUCAACAAAACAAAAAGGAAGAAGCAACUGGAAUUAAACAUAAAAAAAAUGUCAAAAAAAAAAAAUCAAAGAGUAAUUCGGACAAUGAAAUAGAAUUAUACCUACAAGUACAAGUCGAUUCAAAAUACCAACAACAAUUAUGCACCAAAGUACAAAGUGAAGACUUAAAUACAGCACCACAAAAGCCUGAAGUAGAAAUAGAAUUAAAAAUCGAAAUUCCAAAAGAACUUGAAAGUUCAUAUAAUAAAAAUGUUGAAAAACAAUUAGAAGAGAAUGGUAAAAAUAAAUCCCAAAAAAAUAACACAACAAAAAAAAAACAGGAAUUAAUUAAUCGAGAAAUAAGAGAUGAUUCAGAAGUUCAAAAUAAUACAGAGAAAAAAAUAACACUGAAUAUAAAUAAAGAUGAACUCGUAGAAUUUGAAGGAAAAAACUUCAAUUGUUGUAAAACACAAAACCAAAUACAAAAGGGGGUUGAAAUCAAAUCACAAGAAAAAGAUAAUAGUGAUAUUUUCCUAGAACUUGAAUUAAAAGAGCAGCAAAAUAUGCAUGAUAAUCUAAUAGAAACAUUGCAAAGGUCGAUCCAAAGGCGGAUUGAACGGCUUAUAUGUCAAAUACCUUUAAAAAAUCAAAAAAUGGAAAAAGAACUACGUCAAGAAAUUGAAGAACUAAAUAAAGAAAUUAAAGAACUAGAUCCGGCAAACGUAAAUGAAUUAAAUAAAGAAAUUUUAGAAGAAGUUACUAAAAAGAACUAUUUACCCGUCCAAGUAAAUUUUUUAAAAAAUCUCUAUCUUUCAUUUAACCAGGAUUUAACACCUUUUUACAAUAAAUUAGACCAAUUAAGCAAUGAUAUUACACAAACUAGUAUACAAAAAAAAUUGAAUGAAGAAUUUUUAAAAAAAUUAGAUAGUUUAUUGCAACAAAAAAACAACGGAGAAAUCCAGGAAAAACAUCAAAAAGUUAGCAAUAAAGUAAAAUACAAAGAUAAUGACGAUAUAAAAUCGGUCAAAGAAAAAAAAAUGAAAUUAAUAGAUGAAUCAAAAAAAGCCAUAAAUUUGCGAAAUAAUGAUAAAAUUGGAAAUGAUGAGAAGAUUAAAGAAAACGAAACGCAGCAUAACGUUUUAAAAGGAAUUCAAAAAGGAGUAAAUGAAGCUGAAAAAAUACAAAAUCAGUCAAAAGAAACUGACGAAAAAAAGAAAUAUCAAUAUUAUGAUUUAGUCAUACAAUAUAAUCAAGAAAGGACACAAGAUCUUAAAGGACACGCACCACAUGUUUUAGGUAAUAGAGUAUCUGUUGACGUUUAUGACGAUGCAGUGAAAUCAUUUAUAAAUCAAAUAGAUCAAGAUGCAUUAAAAGCGAAAAUAUGUAAUGAAGGAGUUGUUGUGAUUGAUCAAACAGAAAAAAAGGAUAAUAAAAAUGUAAAUUUUCAGUUAGAAUUUUACAAAAGUGUAGAAAUUGAAGAGCAAUUACAGAACAAAAAUGAAAAACGAUUACAAAAUUAUUUUGAUGGAGAAAUAAACAGAGAUUUCAAAAUAAAAAAUAAAGAAACUACGACAAAAGUACAAGAAAAUUCUGAUGUGGAAAUAGAAGACGUCGAAGAAAAAUUACAAGAGUAUUCUGAAAUUGAAAAUGAUGAACAUUUUGAAACAGUUCAUGAAAAUAUAAAAUUAAAAAUAGGAGCAUCAGAAAAAGCAAUAAUAGAAGAUUCUGGACUGAAAAUCGGAGAUCCUGAAAAAGAAGUACAAGAAGAUUCUGAUGUAGAUAUCGAAGGCUUUGAAGGAGAAAUACUAGAGUUUCCUGAAGUUAAAAUAGAGGACUUUGAUGAAGAAUCACAAGAAAAUACCGAUGUGGAUGUCGAAGACCUAAGCGAAGAAGAAUUUAAUGAUAGAAAUGAAGUUGUAGAAAUAAUGGAAGAUAUAGAAGAAGAUAUAGAAGUAAAAUCUAAUUGUUCUAAUUCUUCUGUGGAAAAUUCAAUUCUAUCGGAAAAAACACCAACUACAAUUUGCAAUGAAUCAUAUUUCACAAUUAAUCCGAAUUCUAAGCUUAAAUAUGACGAAGAGGAAAAUUUAAAAAUGAUCGAUUCAGUUAAUUCUACUACCAUGUUAACAGAUCAUAUUAAAGAGCAACAAAAAUUUUUUAAACUUAAACAUGAAUUAGAUGAUUUAUCUCAAGAAUAUAAAGGUUAUGUACAACAAAGAGUAUUAAAUGAAUUACAACAGGAAUUAGAUGAUAAACAAUUACAAGAAAUGAAAAUAUUUCCAGACACGUUUAAUGAAGUUAAGUUAAAUACUGACGAAGAUUUUCAAAAGGAAAUUGAUGAAUUACAAAGUGAAUUGUGUCAAUUAGAACCAGAAUAUAUGCGUGAUGAACCAUUAUAUUUUGAAGAGGACAACAGUAGUCAAAAAUUAAAAGAAAAACCAUAUGAUUUAUUUGAAAAAUUACAUUCUAUUCACAGAAAACAAUUAUGUAAAUUUGCCAAUUCCAAAGAGUGGCCAGAGAGACAUUUUCAACCAUCAAGUUUGCUGGACGUUUUGUUUGAUGAACCUAAUGAAGUUAAACCAAACGUGUUGGUGAUUAUAUUGCAUUCUAUAGACAAAGGUUAUUCAAUAAAAAUCAACACGGACAAGAACUCGAAUUCACCGAACGAAUAUUUUUUCAAUUAUUCUAACGAUACAAUAUUAGAAUACAUGGAAAAUGAACAAUUACCACCAGAUUUAUUGGAUUUAUUAGAUAGUGCUAAGCCCCGAUUAUUUUAUUCUGGAUGUGUUAUAGCAGAAAUUCAUGAUCAAGUAGAUGAGAUUCCGGGCCGGGUGUAUAGACUACUACUGCGUCCGUUUAAUAUGUCCAUUCAGCGUGAUAUAGACCGUAUAAUUGCUAAAAAUAGCCAUCCUACUAACACUAAUUACUGGACAACCAAAAAAAGACUAAAGCUAGAAAGUAUAUUGCUUAGAAAAUAUUAUCCAGUUAUGUGUAUGGAUUCGUCACCUAUUGCUGGUCUAGUAGUUAAUUUACAACAUCAAAUGUUAAGUUGUCGUACUAUAACACUAAAUCCACUUAAGAGGAAAUAUAACUGUUCAAAUCAAAAACCAUUGAAAAAAGAUUUAUACAAUGAAUCUAAUGACAAUAUAAAUACAUCAAUGUUGUUAAAUGAACGGCAAAGAAAAUCUACAAAAUUAAUGGAUACUGAAAACACGAAUGUUGACAACUAUAUCUUAUGGAAAUUUGAUUUUCGUAUAAAGUCGUUAAAUCUUUUCAAAUUGUUUUUAGUGGUUAUAACAGAAACUCAAGAAUUUUCUUUGUUAUUAAGUACAAAUCCAAAGGUUGAUUCCAUUAGAAAAAUGAGGUUUAAAAUACAACUUAAACAAAAUGAAUUGAAAACGUAUAUUAAUAUGAUAUUAGAAAUUCUUCGACAAAAAAUUAGCCCUGAUAUAGAAGUGGUUCGGAGAUAUAAAUGUCAAGAUAAUUCAGUUCCUCUUUCGUUAAAGAGUGUUCCAUCUUUAUUUAAUGACAAUGUUUAUAAAGCAAAUCAUGCAGAUUUAAGUCAGUUGAUGGAUUUAUUUAUUAAUAAUACACAUAUUAAAUAUAUACCUGUUAAUAAGAUGUUGGAAAAUAUGUUUGAACAUAAUAGUGGGAUAAGUAAAUUUGAAUCUGAAAAAAGCGAUUUGUCACUCAAGAAAGAUAAAUUGGCCGCUGAUACUUUUAAGACUAUAAAAAAAAAAGAGAAUUCUAGAGAUAUAGAAAUUAAAAAAAGUUUGCAGUUUUGUGCAACAAAAAAGUUAUCUACAAGUUCAAAAAAAUUUUUGGAUUUAUCAAGAAUUGAUUUAAUAGAUAAAAUCGCUGAUCCAUUACCAUUACAAACUCAAAUCAUACCAAAACACAUUUUAUUUGGUGAUACUAGGUCUUUGUUUAAAAAAAAGUCGACCAACACAGAGAUAAACUCUUCUCUUGAAUCAUCAGUAAAAAGGCAAACACUUGAUUUAUCAAAAUUGGAUUUAAUAGACAAAAUAGCUGAUUUUUCAUCAUUACAAACUCGCACCGUACCAAAGGACAUUUUAUUGGAUAAAGAUACUACAUUUUUGUUGAAAGAAAAGUCGACUACUACCGAGAUAGAUUCCUCUUAUAAACCAUCAUUAAUAAUGCCAAUACCUAUAAUUUCAAAAAACGAUAAUUUUCCAGAACUAGUCCAAGAAAAAAUAAUAUCGGUGUCAAGUAAUUCUAUGCUUCCAGUAUUUAGUUUUAUUACAUCUACUAUACCAUUUGAAUCAAGCCCCGCAGUAGUGUUAUCAAGUUUAUCACAAAUUAAUUCACUAGUUACAAGUAUUAAAUCUUAUAUGGUGCCUAUUGAGUCCCCUAGGUUGGGUUAUAUAGCAAAAUCUGAAAGCAUGUCUUUACAAACUGAGGAAGAUCCAUUAAAAUUUAAUGAUGAUGAUGAUAUUCAUACCAAUAUUCAAUUAUUACCAGUUAUGCAGUCAAAGGAUUUAAUCCAUUUAAUGAAAGUAGAUGAUAUUGCAGUGAAUUUGUUUUAUGCUAUUAAUAAAUUAAUGCCGACAACAUGUAAUUAUGAUACCAUCGUGAUGAGCCCAACUGAAAAUGUAGUCACAAUGCCUUUGGAAUCUGAUCAAGUAGAAAAUAUUUCAGUUAUGAAACAUGGAAACGAAAAUGAAGUUGAUUUAUUUGAUACAAUGCACAAUGUGAAUGAUAAUGAGACAUUUCAUUUACUUGAUAAUACAAAUUAUACAAAAGAAAUAUUAGAAGACAAAUACAUGUUAAGAUGUCUUCAAUUAUUUCAUCAAAAACCAACACUGCCAGAUUUAUCUAUUCUGCAUAGUAUACAAGUCAGCACUUCAAAACCUUAUUUUUCUGAUGAUUCAUUGAUUAAUAGUGAACUGUUGAGUGAUAUAAAUUCAUCAUUUGGCGAAAUACUGUCAACAACUAAUUUGAAUAAUGAAGAUAAAUUUCCAGAUGUAUAAGAGAUAUUAUAUAAACAAACUAGUUACAUCACACAUUAUGCAAGACUUGCAGACAAUAUUAUUGUAGCAAUACUUACUACUUAAUUAAAAAAAUAUAUCAUAUUAUUUAUGGUAGUAUUAUAGAUUUAUCCUGUAAUACCUACAACUGUGUGAUAGUUUUAUUUUAUAAUAUAGCAUUAAUUCUUUGUUGAUUCAGUUAAAUGUUUUAUAAAUAUAUAAUUUUGAAAAGUUUUUUGAAGAUUAUUACGUGUGACAUAUGUUUAAUUUUUAUAACUAUCAUAUACUUUGUUACUUUAAUGUACCUAUUUACGAGUACAAUAUUAUAUAUUUAUUUUUUUAUUGUUAUUCAUCUUAAAUUUAACCAUUGAACAUAGAACAUCGAUAAGAAGAAUAUAAUAGAAAAUAUUUUUAUAAUAAAUUGUAUUAUAUUUUUACGUAUACUAUUAAUGUUAAAUAACAAAAUGCAACAUUGAAUGGUGACAAAGAGCUUUAUAAUAUCUAUGGGUAUUGACAAUGUUGAAUAUACAAUAGUUAUAAGAUGUGUUUACAAAUUAGCAUUUAUAAUAUGUAUUUGACCAAAUAUUAAAUACACUUAGUGGCGCAAAUCUUUAGGAAUAGAUAGGUACUUGCCUUGCCAAAGUAAUUUGGAAGGUAGAUGUGCCUAGGUGUAUUAUAUGAUAUAGGUAUCCUAGUAGUUGGAAGAGGUUAUGUAUAAUUAUUUUGAAGAUUAAAUAUUGUAUGAUGAGCUUGUAAAGCGGCAAGUAAAAGUAAAUUUUAAUUUUUAGAAUUGUAGAUAAUAAAUGAUAAUGGGGUGAUUGGGCAAGUGCUGGCUAGUAAUUUUUAGACUUGAUUCCAUAAAAAAAAGAGAUUUGCACCACUUAAUAGGUUAUAUAGCCAAUGUCGUUGAUGUUAUUGUAAUUUGAACCUUAUUUUUUGGAUUCAUUAUAGAUUUAUAUAGCUUAUUUAAGAAUAGAGUUGGUAAUUAAUAAUUAGUAAUUAUUGUAGUUAAUUCAAUAUUGUUUAUAAGUUGUGUAAUAAUUGGUGUGAGUAAUAUUGUGAAAAUAUAUUUUACAAUAUUUUUAAAUUUUUAAUCUGUAUUGUUUUACAUUGUAUUCUUCAGGCUCAAGGAUUUAUAAUAAUUUAUAAAAAAUACUAUUGCUCACUAUUUCAAUUUUGUUAUAGUUAAGUAAGUGCAAUUCAGUACUUACUACACUAUUAUUAUAUCUUGUACUUUGAUGAUGCAAGAAAUAAAUACCUAUUAAUACAUUUUUUUUAAACAGUGUUUGUUUUUAUGGUAUGAAUAUUGUAUAAAACUGUUGAUGUUAUUGCUAAGGCAUUAUUCGAUAAUUUUUAUUUUAAACAGUUUAUUACAAUUUUGAAGUUACACUUGACACAUAAAAU
Aphis gossypii (cotton aphid) is the source of this 7081-nucleotide messenger RNA. RefSeq lists its product as uncharacterized. NCBI's taxonomy places the organism in Eukaryota, Metazoa, Arthropoda, Insecta, Hemiptera, Aphididae. Gene Ontology annotation, molecular function: transcription coregulator activity. Gene Ontology annotation, cellular component: SAGA complex. The transcript has 17 exons. Bases 569 to 5680 code for a protein of 1703 amino acids. Gene Ontology annotation, biological process: regulation of transcription by RNA polymerase II. The record is from RefSeq and is a predicted model, not a curated record.